Stegastes partitus (bicolor damselfish) is the source of this 2708-nucleotide messenger RNA. RefSeq names its product hyaluronan and proteoglycan link protein 3 (gene hapln3). Lineage: Eukaryota; Metazoa; Chordata; Actinopteri; Pomacentridae. Gene Ontology annotation, biological process: skeletal system development; central nervous system development; positive regulation of neuroblast proliferation. Gene Ontology annotation, cellular component: perineuronal net; synapse. The record is from RefSeq and is a predicted model, not a curated record. Gene Ontology annotation, molecular function: hyaluronic acid binding. The coding region runs from base 180 to 1298 and encodes 372 amino acids. The transcript has 5 exons.
CGAGGUGAACCGGAGACACACCGGCCGGACAGCUGAGUGCGUUCACGACCUCCGACUCGUUCCCGAUAACCGACGUUCACAGGACACGUUUUAAACCGGAGACAAUUCGCGUAUUUUUGCAUUCCAGGUGAAUUUUAGAGCGACGCAAGCCUGAAACUCACAGAGGCUCCGACAGCAUCAUGCUCAGUCUACUGCGCCCCCUACUGGCCAUCUGCCCCUACCUGCUGCUGCUGCUGCCCGGUAGACACUGCAGGAUCCUCGGCUACAACAAUGGCUUUCACUACCAGGACAUCAGCAACGGCAACGGGAACGGAGAGAUCUAUUUCAAUGGGGUUCGUCUCCAUGUGGAAUCCCCCCAGCCUUCAGUGUCGGCCAUGAGGGGGAGCAGUGUCACCCUUCCCUGUCACUACCACUACGAGCCUGAGCUGGCCACACCACGCAGGACUCGUGUCAAAUGGUCCUGGCUGCCUGCCAACACCAUCACUGCACCUGUUUCCCCUGAAGCCUUUGCCAGGGAGACUGAGGUUAUGGUCGCCAUGGGCAACCGUCACCGUAGCUACGGCAGCUUCCGGGGUCGCGUGCGGCUGAGGCGCUCAGCGCCAGGAGACAUGUCUCUGGUGAUCAAUGAGCUUCAACUCAAUGACACAGGAAGAUAUCGGUGUGAGGUGAUAGACGGCCUGGAGGAUGAGAGUGUGACAGUGGAGCUGGAGCUGCGGGGUGUGGUGUUCCCCUACUACUCUCAGAAAGGACGCUACCAUUUUAACUUCUUUGGGGCUCAUCAAGCAUGCCAGGAUCAGGACGCCACUCUGGCUACAUUUGAGCAGCUCUUCACAGCGUGGGAAGAGGGGCUAGACUGGUGUAAUGCUGGCUGGCUGGCUGAUGGAACCGUACAGUAUCCAAUAACGGUCCCACGUGAUGGCUGUGGGGGGGAAGACUUAGCUCCAGGUUUGCGAACUUAUGGACAGCGACAUCAGCUUCUCCACCGCUAUGAUGCUUUCUGCUUCUCAGCCUCUGUCAAGGGAACUGCAUACUUCUUAAAGCAGCCGACCAAGCUCAACUUCACUGAAGCAGUCCAGGCCUGUGCCAGUGAUGGAAGUCAAAUUGCCAAAGUGGGGCAGCUUUACGCCGCAUGGAGGCUGAUGGGACUGGACCGCUGUGACGCAGGCUGGCUGGCUGAUGGAAGUGUCCGUUACCCUAUCACAAAGCCUCGGGCUAACUGUGGCCCAUUGCAACCAGGUGUGCGCAGUUUUGGGUUCCCACCACCGUACCUGAAAUUUGGUGUCUACUGUUAUCGAUAGACUUUCUGACUCAGCACAAAACAGAAACAAACAGUGAACUGGUUCAAAGCUCUGCUCGGGACGGGAGGGUAGCAUUAGCUGUAGCCUGGAUGCAAGUUAGCAGUUAGCUAGUUUGUUCAUUUCUGAGCUGUUUUAAAGUGAUUUGGGUUAAUCACUCUCCACCUCCAUGAGACCAACUUCUCAGUGUUAAACUUAACCACCAGUCAACAACCGUUAAACUGUGCACACCCAUCAAGUGAUGCCACUUGUACAUGACUAAAUAUCUACACCAUAUGGUCAAAAGUUUGUGGACACUGGAACAUCAUAUGCAUAUGUAGCUGUUGAACAUCUUAUUAUAAAACCAUGGGCAUGAUUAUACUGCUAUGAGAACCUUCACUUUUCUUUGAAGCUGUAAACCAUAUUAUGGAAAUUGGUGUGAGUUAUCAUACUGUUGCCUUACAUGUGGAGGCACACUGUCAAAAUUUUAUAUUUUUGAUGUAGCAGAAAGGUUUCCAUUUGACCUGAGGAGACAAGCCCUAACCAUAAAAACAGUCCUAGACAAAAAGUACAUUAAAAGUGUAUGGACUUGUCUACAUACUAUUGUCUAAAGAGUGUACAGUAUAGGGUCUCAAUGUCAACAGCAUUCUGCAGAAAAAACAUCAUGCCAUGAUUAGUUCUUGGAUUCAGUUAUUUGGGUUAUAAAUUUCCUUCAUAGCUAAUUUAAUUUUACCAGUUCUAGUAUUUGCCUGAACAUUCUUGAAUUUGCUCCACUGCCGUCACAGACUUUAAUUAACAGAUGAGACAUUUCAGAACCAGGGAAGAAAAGUCUUCAUAUUUAAAUGAUUUCAAUGCUCUCCAUACAUACCUCAGUCUUUCAUCCACCCCUUAUUUAUUGGACAAAACCAUUCAACAAUUUCCAUCGCCUUUUUAAGCAGUGUCCUCCAGAACAGUAACAAACAUUUAGACAUUCACUCUUGGCAGCUUCAUACUACAAUCACAUACUUUUGAGCCUUGCCAAAGGGCACCUUGAUGGUUGAGCGAGUGGAGAGUAUUUCUUGUUAUUUCCCUGUCAGAUCUUCCCAGUUGGUCCACAGAUUUCCAUCUUAAGACUGCUAACUUUAGAUUAUUUCCACUACAGACUCCUUCUGCCUGUCUAGCAAUGUGAAAUAUACUGUGUAUCCAAUUUUAUAAGCUAUAACGUGUCUCUUUUUCAUUUUUCUAAGGGUGAUCAAGAGUAGUGUUCUGUGCUGGAGAAAGCAGAAUUUCUGAGUGAUUCUUUGUAUUGUUCUUAUAUCUAAACUACCUUGUUUACAUACAUUGUGGAAGAAGAAACAGUGUUUUGUUACACCUGUGUAUCUUUCUUGUUUUUCACUAUGUCUACACAUUUGUACUAUUUUCUACAAAUUAAUAAAAACACUGCUGUAAAUACAA